AUGAAGCUCGUCAGAUUUUUGAUGAAGCUGAACAAUGAAACAGUGACGAUAGAACUGAAAAAUGGAUCUGUUGUUCAUGGAACAAUCACUGGUGUUGAUAUGCAGAUGAACACGUAUCUCAAGACGGUGAAAAUGACGACGCGUAAUCGCGAUCCCGUUUCUCUGGACUCACUAUCCAUUCGUGGAAACAACAUCCGCUACUUCAUCCUUCCUGAUGCCCUGCCUCUUGAUACUCUGCUGGUCGAUGAUGCUCCCAAACCCAAGGGACGAAAAAAGGAGGAUAUCAGAGGCCGUGGAAGAGGCCGCGGUGGAGAUCGUGGGCGUGGACGUGGUGGUGGUGGCAGAGGUGGACGCGGCCGAGGACGAGGAUUCUGA
Messenger RNA from Psilocybe cubensis, 375 nucleotides. RefSeq lists its product as uncharacterized. NCBI's taxonomy places the organism in Eukaryota, Fungi, Basidiomycota, Agaricomycetes, Agaricales, Agrocybaceae. The transcript has 3 exons. Gene Ontology annotation, biological process: RNA processing; spliceosomal snRNP assembly. The record is from RefSeq and is a predicted model, not a curated record. Gene Ontology annotation, molecular function: RNA binding. The coding region runs from base 1 to 375 and encodes 124 amino acids. Gene Ontology annotation, cellular component: precatalytic spliceosome; catalytic step 2 spliceosome; commitment complex.